Messenger RNA from Hirundo rustica (Barn swallow), 712 nucleotides. RefSeq names its product PCNA clamp associated factor (gene PCLAF). NCBI's taxonomy places the organism in Eukaryota, Metazoa, Chordata, Aves, Passeriformes, Hirundinidae. Gene Ontology annotation, molecular function: chromatin binding. Gene Ontology annotation, cellular component: nucleus. Gene Ontology annotation, biological process: regulation of cell cycle; translesion synthesis. The record is from RefSeq and is a predicted model, not a curated record. The transcript is spliced from 4 exons. The coding region runs from base 22 to 351 and encodes 109 amino acids.
GCCGGGCAGUGCCGGCCCGGGAUGGCGCGGACCAAGGUGGAUCAGCGCGGACGGGCCUUUCGCAAGGUGUUGGUGGCCCGCGCUCCGCGGAAGGCGCUGGGCUCCAGCAGCAUCAACGCGCGGCCGCCGCUGCCCAGCAGGAGAGGUGACAGGCGGCCCGUGGGGCUGAACCGGGUCUGUGUGAGGCCGGUGCCCGCCUGGCAAAGGGGCAUCAGCGACUUCCUGAAGCUCCCAUCCAAGGAGAACCGGGCACCCGACGGAGAGAUGCCUGGCACCAGCAGCCUGGAAGCUCAGCCCCUGCCACUGGAUCCUGCUGAAGAUGGAGAGUGCUUGGAGGAAGAGCAGAUGUGAUCUGACCUCGAUUUUCAUGUUAAAAUGCUCCUCCUACUCGAGCUGGGUUUUGUACAUUUGUAUAGGUUUUUUACAAUUUUUUAUGGUUUCCUUUCAGCUUUUGUACAAAACUAAAAGUCUGAGAGAUGGCAUGAGCACUGGAGAAAUUAAUUAUUUUUUACUGUUUGGCAUUUAAUGUUCAUUGAAAAGCACUAGUUUAACUUUUAUCUUGGUUUGCCUGAGUUCCUCCUGCAUGUUGGGCAGCUUUUCUCUUUCAUCUUCUGACUGCCUCAUGCUUGUCCAAGACUUGCAUGAUCGUGGUUGUUCUGUUUCUGAAAAGCAGAUCUUCAUUGUUUUAAUAAACUGAAGCCUUCUGAGCACA